GCGACGCAGGGGGGGUUGGAACCGCAGUGCCAACGAAAGGGCAAAGGAGGGAGGCGGGCUGGGUUGUUUAGCAGCUGCACGCCUCGUAAGGCUGCUACGGCUCAGCACUUUUGCUGCUACUACCACCUCGACAGGCACCCUGAAGCUGAGCCGUCCCUCCGGGCGCCGAUCCCAGUGGGGACCGCCUUCCAACCCGGUAUUAAAAAGUGCCCACUUCAGCGGAGGAGGGGAAAAGAUGCCCGUCUCGUGGGACAGUUUCUCGUCUUCGCUGCCUCCCAUUCCGGAGCAGCGAGAAAAUCAGCCUGCCUUUGCUUGGGAGAAGAGCGCUUACCAAGAAGCGGCCAGUCGAAGCGCGAGGCUGGAGAGCUCCGAUUGCGAGUCCCUGGACAGCAGCUUGAGCUCCGAAGGGGAUGCCCAGGAACAUCUGGAUGAAGUGUCCUUGCCAGACUUUGACUUGUUAAAUGAUCCGGAGGAUGAGCUCCUGUGUGCCAAUCUCAUGAAGCUAAUCCAAGUCAGUCUGAAUAAAGCGAAGAUCAACGCCAACCGUUCUUCCAGGCUCUUCAUGCCAAGCCAGCUGAUCACCCAAGUUGGCAAGGAGCUCCUUCACUUGGCUUAUAGAGAGCCCUGUGGCUUGAGGGGGGCCCUCAUUGACCUGUGCGUGGAACAAGGGAAGGGUUGCCAUAGCGUGGGGCAGAUUGCUGUGGACCCAAGCCUAGUGCCUACCUUCCAGCUGACUCUUGUUCUAAGAUUGGAUUCCCGCCUGUGGCCUAAAAUCCAGGGACUCUUCAGCUCUGGCUCUGCUUUCUCACCAGGCUUCAGCCAGUCGCUGAAGCUUAGCACUGGCUUCAGGGUCAUUAAAAAGAAACUGUAUAGCUCUGAACAGUUGCUCAUAGAAGAGUGUUGAGAAGUGUCUCCGGGUGGAAUUAACUGAGCAUUUACUCUUAGGAUGGUGGCUAGCACCAGACAAAACUGGGGAGGCGUGUUAAAGGGCUAUGGAACAUAAGCUGUUUUCAAGAUGUGGCUAUUUUCCAGAGCCACUAUAGGUUAGAUUAGAUGGAAGUUUGACUUAACAAGAGAUAGUAGGCAGGUAGUCCAAAGAAGAAGGAAAGCAAGGUUUGAAAAUAAACCACUGUGCUUUUUAGUAAUUCUGGAAAAAGAAAGGCCCCUUGGAUGCAAUGUGCUAGCUUUAAAAUCCUUGUCCGACAUGUGGGACAACUUUCUCUACUGAUUUAGCAGUAUUUUUUUUCCUGACAGCUGAUGACAUAACAGCAGCAGGGCUGCCACUAAGGAUAGAUGAAGGUUGCUCCCUUUUUCUUUUUCUUGAUAAGCUUUUUUAAAAAGGAAAAAAGAAACAUAGUAAUCAAUGGAUAACUGGUGAGCGGUGAGGUGCAUGAACAAUUGUUUAUAAGUGUUUAAGGUCUAAAGGGACCAAGAAUGUGUAACAUUGCUUUGAAUAGAAGGACAUGAAGAAGCUCCACUACUGACACUAGGGCAGCUAAAUAAGGACUUCUGGAUGAAUGGGGGGUGUUAAUCCACCAAACAUCAUUUGUGCAGCUCUGUUUAUUUUUUGUUUUUUUGAAUGAGACCAGCGUGGGAGACCAGCACAGGGCACUAGGUGUAUUGUGCUCUUGUCACGAUUAGGAAUUCUGGUGAUGUAUGUCUGAGGGAGGUGUGAGGCGAUGCUAGGAAGGGCUUGGGUGGGGGCAGGAACCCUCGCAGUUGGCCUGUAGCGCUUCCAUUGAUUACCGUUCACGUGGAAUACACUUGAUGUUCAAGUUUUUGAAGAUUCCUAUGCAACUGUUGGUUUUUUUACUUUUCUAAUAAAAAGGUUUCAAAUAA
This is a messenger RNA of Rhineura floridana, 1839 nucleotides long. RefSeq names its product DNA damage inducible transcript 4 (gene DDIT4). Gene Ontology annotation, biological process: negative regulation of TOR signaling; response to hypoxia; apoptotic process. Gene Ontology annotation, cellular component: cytoplasm. The coding region runs from base 236 to 904 and encodes 222 amino acids. The record is from RefSeq and is a predicted model, not a curated record. The transcript is spliced from 3 exons. NCBI's taxonomy places the organism in Eukaryota, Metazoa, Chordata, Lepidosauria, Squamata, Rhineuridae. Gene Ontology annotation, molecular function: 14-3-3 protein binding.